This is a messenger RNA of Pocillopora meandrina, 4292 nucleotides long. The record is from the annotation of a GenBank genome assembly. NCBI's taxonomy places the organism in Eukaryota, Metazoa, Cnidaria, Anthozoa, Scleractinia, Pocilloporidae.
GCAUCUCUUAUGACUCUCAUGGGGCAUUUAACGCUUUCCUUUUCGUCCUCUUGCAUGUUGUGGACAUGUUGCAUGUUGUAAUACCAACGGCGAGAGUGAUUCAGUGAAAAGGCGUUUUGUACAACUCGGAGAAGCAAAAACUACUACAGCGCGGUGCAUAUAAAUUUCAUUUUACCUUUAAUGAGAUUUUUAGACGGGUCGUGUGAAAAAUUUAUUACUCAGUCCGAUAUUUGAAACCGUCCUACAUUUAUUGACCUCUUGCGUGACAAUAAACUCGUCGAGUGAUUUCCCUGUGAAACAAAAUGGCGUCUGAUCACGUCGUGGCUGGUUUCCCAACGAUAAACUAAAUCGUUUCGGGAUACUUGGAGAUGUUUUAAAGCUAUUUCGUCGCUAGGGGAUGGAGUAAAUUUGAGAUAUGUCUGAAACAGAGGAACCUAAGAAAAAGUACGCGAGACUUGAAAAUACUGACGAGAACGACCAGGUUAGUAGUUCAUGGUAAGGUACUGACGUGGAUAAUUUAAGGUGCUCCUCAGAUGGGGUCCUGAGCGAGGGAAUGUGAUAGUGGAGCUAAGUAGAAAACUAUGGGUAACGGGUAGGAGGGUGUUUAGUUAGUGAUUUGAGAGAGGGCCAACUGUUAUUUAUAGAGAAUAAAGAAUAUGGAGGUGAGCUGCAGUUACUGAUCAUGAUAUGCAACUACAAUCGAAUACUGAAAAAUUUCAGACUUCAGCAGGAUGCAAACCCGUGCCCCGCCAGAACGUUUUCUGCUAUUUCUUUGAUUACAUUUCAUUUGCAUCAUCUGCAGAUCAAAAUUUGAUUUAUUCAAUUUGAUUGUAUUGCAAUCAGUUUCCUUAAUGGGUGGCUUCUUAGCUCAGGCAUGUGUUUUCCUGUAAAAGCCCAAUUUUUUUUUUUCAGGCUGCCUUACGGCAGUUCUUUACUUGAAGCUCAACAAUAAGGAAUUUUCUCUACUUCAAUAUUUUUAAGCCUUCAUACAGAUGCUUGGUCUCACUUUGAACUUUCUGAGCCUUUAGCCCUUUAACUCCCAGAAGUGAUUAAAAUGUAACUUCUCCCUUUGAUAUCCAUACAUUAUCCAGCAAACAGAUAGUGAGAAUACUCAAACUCAUCAGGUACAAGAAAUUACCUUGAUUGACCACCAAAUUCUCAUAACCAAUUUACAAGAAAAUGUCUAGCAGCUACAGGGAGAAUUAACAAUCACAUCAUAGGAGUUAAAGGACUAGCCCCAUCUGUCCAGGAAUGGACAAACCCGUAACCCAAACCAUAGAUUUUCAGAUCCUCAUCCAAUUUUUUAAUCUUCCUUUUUUGCACUUUCACUGAUUGCAGCUGCAACUGCAAGAAUCAUUUCUUUACUUUUAUGGAGUGUACAGUUCCUUGUGCUACACGGCAAAACAGCACCUGUUCAGAGGGUUGGGAAGGGGACACAGUAGUUCUAAAACAGCAUUUUUAUUGAAGUGUUCUUUUUCAGGAAUAUGUAGGGAAAACAUUACUAGAACAGCUAAAUCAUCUACAAAAGGUUCUGACAACCAUUUUAACUGAAGCACGGCAAAAUGCUGAAGAAUCAAUGGAGGAGUUUGUUGCAGACAAAGUGUGUAAAAUGGGGGCCAUGAUUGGACAAUACUUUGAUGCAUUUCAAACACUGAAUGUUAUGUCAAGAAGAGAUAUAGAUGAAGAAGUUGCAAAGGUCUGUCAUGAUAAAUCUAUUCGAGAUGCAGCUGACGAACUCUUUCAGGCUGAGGACGAAUGGAACUCUUUCCUAGAAGAAACAGAUGCAAAGAUAGAUCCUUUAUGUAAAGACAAGGCAAAAGAAUUAGUAGAAGGCUCACAUGGUCCUUGUGAUCUGAAACUUAUUGAUGUUCACACAGAAAGGUUGGCAAAAUGGUCAAUAAGGUGUUUGCUUAUUGUGAUGUAAUUAUUUUAACUGUGUAUUUGUCAGAAAGCCAGCAUUUUCAUAGAGGACAUGAAAAAUUAUCCAUUUAGGCACUAAUAGUUUUCUGAAGAUGUUCUAAAUAUUUAAAAGAUGUCCUAAAGAUUUGGCUCAAAUGUAUCCAAUGCUAUGCCCUCCACAACUUAAGGUUUAAAAUUAUGAUUUGGGAUGAUGAUUUAGGAUUAAUGGAUUUAGGAUUUUGCAUUAUUUUAUACAAUUAAAAAACUUGGGUCUCUUAUGCUGUCAUGGCUGAAAUGUCACAGUUGGAUGUGAGAAAUUGAUUGGCACAUAUGAUUUGCCAUGAUGUCAGAGUUUUCAAUCCACAAGCAUGGGAGUUGGCAGUUACUUAUAAAUACCUUCACAAUCUUUUCAUUGAAUGGUUUUACUUAGAGAGGUGUGCAAAUUUUGUACCUGAUUUAAAGUUGAAUUAUCAAAGUAAGUGCAGCAUGGUAGAGUAGCUUCAUUUCAACAUGUCUAAUAAUUGUAGCACAACCUAGAUAUGUUGUAGAAAAAGACUUUUUGACAUACUUUCAAAUGCUUGCUGGAACAAUUUUAUACCUUACCUAGCUAUGAGGACAUGAAUGUUUUACUUUUCUUCCCCAUUGUUAGGGAAUUCUCCAUUCAGGAUUUGCUAACGUCCACAUCUACAGUUUUUAUACUUUUGCGCCACUUUGCAUGACUGCCAUGACGUGACCAUGUGGCCCAAGUUGAGUCACAAAAGACAAAAUUUGAGGCCUUGAAUGGAGAAGUCCUUAUUAUUAGCUUUGGAAAUUUGGUGAGUACAUGGAAAUCUUGUGCUACUAACUUCUUGGUUCUGCAGUUAUCUGUAGUAAUCAACCAACUAGAAGGGUUGCCCAGUAGUUUUGGCUUGGGAUUUUACAAAGUUUGGAUUUGCUUUCCUUUUUUUUUAUGAUAAAUACAAAAUAUUUUUCGUAGAAUCCAAAGGCAGAGGUUUCAGUAUUAGGGCCAGGCACUAAGAAAACAGGCCAUCAAGGCAACUUUGCCAGGGUCAUUGUCUUUAUGUAAGACCAAGUUUUAGGAAUGGGAUACAAAAAAAUAUUUGCAAACAGUUUGCAUGAAAAAAAAAUUUUUUGAAAAUUGUUGAAUUUCUACUUAAAUAUUGAGGUGCAAGUUCGAGGCUAGUAGAAGGAGCACCCAUGGAGAAAGCAUGUGGAGUCAAAAGGAUGCAUACCAGCAUGUGUCUCCCUUCCACAGCUUGUGUUGUGAUUGCCUUUGCUCCCUGAAAAACUGUAAUUGUCAUCUCCCAUGUUUCAGGAAGGAGCAAAAAAAUGGCUUCAAGAUACAAACUGUGAGUUCAGGAUGUUUGUUGACCCAGAACGUCAGCUGUACAAUGCGCUUGGUCUGAAACGCUCUGUGGCUAAAGUUUGGAGUAUCUCUGCCCUAGUUUACUAUGCAGAGCAGAAGCGUGCUGGCAGGAAACUUGUGGCCAUGUUUGAUGAAGAUGACCCCACCCAGAUGGGUGGAGACUUUGUGUUCGAUAAAAAUGGUAAACUUGCACUAAUCCAUCGCAGCAAGGUCUCCACAGACAGACCCUCAGUGGAGAAUCUUCUGAAGUGUGUUAGGGAUCUUAGUGUGCUUAAGAAUAAAGAGAACAGUUAAAGUGGCUCUGUCACCUUGCCGUUGAGAUAUAAUUUUGCUUGUUUCUGCUAACCAAGAGCCUUGAAUAGGCCACACUGCAGCUGUCAGUAGAUCCAUUCUCAUGGUAAUUUAGUGUGUUGUUAGUGGCAUUUUUCACCGUGUUGACUGCUUCAUAAGGAAGCUUUCGUGAACUUUUGUUCAAUUGACUGCAGCACUGUUUAUUAGCUUAGUAUAUUAUAGAUGUGAAAAUAUCACGGCUAAAAGCACAUACAGUUCAUGAGUACAUGGAAGCUGAGAAUGAUAGCCUUGACUGAAACAUUCAAUGAAGUCACUGCUGGAAGGAGAAGCUUCAUAUAUGAGCUGUUAAGCUAAAAAAGUAGGAAGAGGAUUAUUGUUUUGAUGUGCAUUCAUCUUUUACAAGGUUUUUAGCGAUGUGUAAGAAUAAAGAAAUAGAUAGUGUUAGUAAAGUAUUGUACUCGCUGUAUUGUGAGUAAUUUGAAAUUCUGUUCUGUGAGUUUUUUAAAAACAGAAACUGCUAGCAUCGAAAGUACCAUGCUGAUUUUAACGACUUUUUAUGCGUGUUCUGUUUUGCCUUUUAACCGUUCCUGCGAAGGAUUGGACGAAAGCACUGCACUAAGGUAGUCCGGACCCUUUGCAUCUGUCCAAGCAUACCCCGCGGCCUUCACGAUGACAGCUUUCCCCGAAAUAAGGUCAUCCAUCGCAUCUUGAGUAGAACUUAUUAGUGAGACACGAG